This is a messenger RNA of Trichoplax adhaerens, 1026 nucleotides long. RefSeq lists its product as uncharacterized. The record is from RefSeq and is a predicted model, not a curated record. Gene Ontology annotation, cellular component: membrane; dendrite. Lineage: Eukaryota; Metazoa; Placozoa; Uniplacotomia; Trichoplacea; Trichoplacidae. The transcript has a single exon. Gene Ontology annotation, biological process: G protein-coupled receptor signaling pathway, coupled to cyclic nucleotide second messenger; chemical synaptic transmission. Gene Ontology annotation, molecular function: G protein-coupled serotonin receptor activity; neurotransmitter receptor activity. Bases 1 to 1026 code for a protein of 341 amino acids.
AUGUCAAAUGAAACUUUGCCACGAAAUGAUCAUCUUGAUAUCUUUAUUACUGUAUUAAUGGUUAUAGCUAGCUUUACAGCUGUUAUAGGUAAUUUGGCUGUUCUUAUUUUAACCUAUCGUUAUAAGAUUCUCAAUAGCAACGCUAACUAUCUUAUUACAAAUUUAGCUAUGUCUGAUUUUAUUGUCGGUGCAUUUACUAUUCCGCCAUUUGCAAUUUCUAUUCUUCUUGGUCAUCAAAUUUUUUUUAAGCCCUUUUGCUCUAUUUCCGCCUAUAUUACUAAUGUAUGUACACAGGCUUCUAUCUUAACCGUGGUAUGCAUUUCUGUAGAUCGUUUAAUAUCGGUUCUAAAACCAUUAAAAUACCCGCGCUAUGUUACAACAAAUCGAACGGUUAUUGCGAUCACCGCUACAUGGAUUAUGUCCUUAUUAAUGUCUGCUGUACCGUUAUUCAAUUUACAACAUCUUGGAUUAGGUACCUACCAAUAUGUAGAUUAUUUGUUUAUCUGCUGGAUUGACGUUAAUUUGAAAGUCAAUAACGGUAUCUAUUUAGCAAUAACUUACACAUCGACAUCAAUUUGCUUAUUAUUAGUUUUUAUUUCCUAUGUCUUGAUUUAUCGUGAAGCAAUGCGCAACAGAAGGCGAAUUCAUCUUAUUAGACGACUUAAUUUAAGAGAUAAAAUGUCAUUUAAAACGACUAAAACCACUAUGGUUAUCGUUGGUACAUUCUUAUGCUGUAAUUUACCCUCGAUUGUUAUGAUUUUAAAUGGAUUAAUCAAUGGAAAAAGUAGCCAAAACCAUCGAUUUGAAAAACUAGGCUUAGCCUUAGUUUUCACCAAUUCAGCAGCUAAUCCAAUUAUUUAUAGUUUAGCUAAUAAAUCCUAUCGAGGCAGUAUCCAAGCAUUCGUUCAUGAUCUAAAUCGUUAUCAUCGAAGACAAAGAGCGACAGUGAUGAGAAUAUCGGUAGGCGCUACUCCUCAACGUUCCUCAAAAUCUAAAUCGCGUUUUCCAUAUUCACCUCAUUUAUAA